UAAGAGGGUCUGAGCUUCAUACUAUCUCCUCCCUAAAGCCAAAAGCAUGGAAGAUUCAGUAGCGCCUAACUCGAAUCCGGCACCAUGUUGGAGCAACCUUCUAAAGAGCCAACCACCAAAACCUCAAUCUCAUAACCAAACGACGCCGCCAACCCAACUCUUCGUCGAAAGCUGCAAGUCCACCAAGGGAAUAGCGGUGGCCGUGGUGGACGCCAACGCCAUCAUCGAAGGCGGAGAAAAGCUCAAUAACACCGCUGACAAGUUCGUCACCGUCCCCGAAGUCCUCGCCGAAAUUCGCGACCCUGUUUCCCGCCGCCGCCUAGCGUUUAUCCCUUUCACAAUCGAUUCCCUGGAGCCCUCUCCCGAUGCCCUAAAUAAAGUUAUCAAAUUUUCGAGGGCAACUGGUGACUUGCAGACUCUUUCGGAUGUUGAUCUUAAAUUGAUUGCCUUGACUUAUAUGUUGGAGUCGCAAAUUCAUGGAACAAAUCAUCUUAGGGAUGCCCCUCCGCCUGUCCAUGUUGUUAAUGUCAAGAGGCUUCCCGAAAGGGACUUGCCUGGAUGGGGCUCUAAUGUCCCUAAUCCGGAAGAGUGGGAAGCACUUGAUCGUGAAACUGGAGAUGGAUCGAAUUCUAACUCAAGGAUCCUUCCCUUGAAAGACUUGAACAUGAACAUUGUCUCUUCAGAUAACCAUUCCGAAGAUGGACUGGCUGAAACGAAGGGUGAAACACAUUCUGAGAAUAUAGAGGAUUCUGACCAGGGUUUUAGGAGGCCCAGACGAUAUUUACCCCAGAAAAAAGAGGUAAAAAUCGAAGGAAAAAAGAUGGUAGCUGAUGGGAUUGAUGCAUCUCAGGGUCAGUUUGAUAAUGACGGUGAUGAUUGGCUACCUGCUGUAAGUCGAAGUACUCAUAGGAGAUUCCUUAGGAGGAAAGCUAGGCGGGAAUACAAUGAGGCACUAGUUGAGAAGGAUUGUCAAGAAGAUAUGGAGAAAAGCACAGAUGAGUACAAUGUUGAAGAUGCGAGUGGUCCCGAUCAGCUUUUGCAACAAAGUGCUGAAGACGUUUGUCGUGGAAAUGGGAUUUCUGAGGAGGCUGAGAAAACAGAAAUUGAAAAGGGUGGUGAAGAUCUUUCUUCGAUCCUAAAACAAAUGAGGCUGGAAGAAGAUUCAGCGAGGACUCUUCAAGAAGAAAAUGAAGCGGAGACUGCCAUGGAGGAAGCUGUGUCAGACGACAAUGUAAAUCUUGCUGUUGAAGGAGAUGGUGAAGAAUUAGACCAGUUGGAGAUUUCAAGUCAGACCAAUGAAACAGUUGAUGCAUCAGAUGAUGUUAGCAGCGAACAGAGCUGGAUGUUGAGAUCCUUAUCUGAGUCCACUGUGGCUUGUGUAACAGGGGACUUUGCCAUGCAAAAUGUUCUUUUGCAGAUGGGUUUAAGAUUACUAGCUCCUGGUGGAAUGCAGAUCAGGCAGCUGCACAGGUGGGUAUUGAAGUGCCAUGCUUGCUAUACCGUGACUGCUGAAAUUGGCAGAAUUUUCUGCCCUAAGUGUGGGAAUGGAGGAACUUUGCGGAAGGUAGCUGUUACCGUUGGUGAGAAUGGAAUUGUUUUGGCAUCUCAUCGCCCAAGAAUUACAUUGCGGGGUACCAAGUUUUCACUGCCUUUACCCCAAGGUGGAAGGGAUGCCAUAACCAAAAACCUCAUUUUGCGUGAAGAUCAACUUCCCCAAAAGCUCCUUUACCCUAAAACUAAGAAGAAAGUUAGUAAACAGGGGGAUAAUGACCUCCUCAUGGCUGGGGACACCUUCACUCACCAUACCGACAAGAGAGCGCCUCUUCAGCCUCCUGUUAGAAAAGCAUUAGCGGUCUUUAGUGGAAAGAGGAAUCCAAACGACAAUCAUUACUCUCGAUCGAAGCACUAGUAACUCAGCUCUACUUUUUUUAUCUAUAUUUUGUCUUGAGAAUGAGAAUGGAUACGACUUUUUUUAUAUUUUAUUUUCGGAUUCCA
Hibiscus syriacus is the source of this 1995-nucleotide messenger RNA. RefSeq names its product RNA-binding protein NOB1. Bases 47 to 1909 code for a protein of 620 amino acids. The transcript is spliced from 5 exons. Gene Ontology annotation, cellular component: preribosome, small subunit precursor. NCBI's taxonomy places the organism in Eukaryota, Viridiplantae, Streptophyta, Magnoliopsida, Malvales, Malvaceae. Gene Ontology annotation, biological process: ribosomal small subunit biogenesis; maturation of SSU-rRNA. Gene Ontology annotation, molecular function: RNA endonuclease activity. The record is from RefSeq and is a predicted model, not a curated record.